UCUCAGUGGGGAAUACUCGAAAAUUCCACAGCGUGAAGGAUUGAUCGAUUUGACGGAUUUUGUUGCAGUAAAUUUUCGGAUUACUGUGCUCGAAGGAGCCGUAGAAAAAGAUUAUGUUCAAGCAAUUUCAUGGCCUCCUUAUGGAAGGAAGCAGCCAUGACAGAUGUUAAACCGCAUCGGACAGGAACCAGGAUCCUGGGCAGUAGUAGGACCUCAUUGGCAGCUUGUCGAGUGCGGUACUCCGCAUUUGAGUUUAACCCUUCCGGAGCGGAAACAUGGGCACAGAACUCAAACCCCCCGAAAACAAAUAAAAACAAAAGGGGUGACAAAACCCAUAUAAUACGACCUCGAUUCGAAAGUGAUCGCCAGCUUUCCCAGCGAGCUAAUCAAUCGAACGAAUGUCUUCCGAAUCAAACCACAAAUAAAUUGAGAACAACGGCGCUGAAGAAGCGGAAAAAAGAAAGGCCACCGAAAAAAACAAUUGCAACGACGAAGACGACGACGCAUCAUUAAAAUAUUUUCCACUCUUCGGUUUGUUGUUUGGUGUUAAAUCAAAAACCACUUGAACGAAAU
Drosophila rhopaloa is the source of this 573-nucleotide messenger RNA. RefSeq lists its product as uncharacterized. The record is from RefSeq and is a predicted model, not a curated record. NCBI's taxonomy places the organism in Eukaryota, Metazoa, Arthropoda, Insecta, Diptera, Drosophilidae. The coding region runs from base 130 to 513 and encodes 127 amino acids. The transcript is spliced from 3 exons.